GGCAUGGCGGGGUUGCUGCUGGCCCUCCUGGGGCUUGUCCUCCUGGCCUUCGGCCUCUACUGCUGCUACGUGGGCUACAUCCACGCCAAGUACGACCGCAUCCCCGGCGCCCCGCGGGAGAGCUUUUUGCUGGGACAUCUGCCGAUCUUGUGGAGGAUGCUGAAGAAUCAGGAGUUUGCACAGGAUCUCUUCCUGCAGUGGGCAGAGAAGUAUGGACCUGUCCUAAGGAUUAAUGCCUUUCACAGAGUCUCAGUGAUGAUUCUGAGUCCUGAAGGAGUGAAGGAGUUCUUGAUGUCUCCGCAAUACCCGAAGGAUCCGCUGGUGUACAGUCGCAUCUUCAACAUCUUUGGUGAGAGGUUUCUAGGGAAUGGCUUGGUGACUGUUUGCAACCAUGAGCACUGGCACAAGCAGCGGAAGAUAAUGGAUCCAGCUUUCAGCCGAACCUACCUGAUGGGUCUGAUGGAAGCUUUUAAUGAAAAAGCAGAGGAGCUGAUGGAGAAGCUAGAGGAGAAGGCAAAUGGAAAGAAGGAGUUUAGCAUGCUGACAAUGAUGAACCGAGUGGCUCUGGAUGUCAUUGCAAAGGUAGCCUUUGGCCUGGAAUUAAAUGCUUUGAGUGAUGACCAGACGCCUUUCCCACGGGCUGUGACCAUGGUUUUGGAGGGAAUGACCCAGGCACGCAUGCCCUUCAUAAAGUACAUGCCAGGGAAACAGAAGCUGGUGAAGGAGGUGAGGGAGAGCGUGAGGCUGCUGCGGCGUGUGGGCAAGGAGUGCAUCGAGCAGAGGAGAGAGGCCCUCCGCAACGGGAAGGAAGCCACGCUGGACAUUCUCACUCAGAUACUCAAAGGAGAUGCUCUGGAGGAAAGUAGAGAUGAUGAAAACAUGUUGGAUAACUUCAUCGCUUUCUUCGUUGCGGGUCAUGAAACCACUGCCAAUCAGUUGUCAUUUACAGUGAUGGCACUGGCUCAGCAUCCUGAAAUACUGGAAAGGGUUCGGGCUGAAGUGGAUGAUGUUCUGGGUGCCAAGAGAGACAUUGACUAUGAGGAUCUUGGCAAACUCACCUACUUAUCGCAGGUUCUGAAGGAGUCGCUGCGGCUGUACCCGCCCGUGCCGGGGACCGUGCGUCGCUUGGAGAGGGAGCACGUCCUCCAUGGCAUCACCAUUCCUGCCAACACCACGCUCCUUUUCAGCACAUACGUGAUGGGAAGGAUGGAAAUGUAUUUCAAGGAUCCACUCACGUUCAAUCCAGACCGAUUUAGCAAAGAUGCACCCAAGCCGUAUUACUGCUACUUCCCCUUCUCCCUGGGACCCCGGUCCUGCAUCGGGCAGGCGUUUGCACAGAUGGAGGCGAAAGUGGUGAUGGCAAAACUGCUGCAGAGGUUUGAGUUCCAGCUAGUUGCGGGGCAGAGUUUUAAAAUCCUGGAUGCCGGGACCUGCAGGCCACUAGAUGGAGUAAUGUGCCGGGUAAGGCCGAGGAGCCCAGCCGGAGGCUGCGCAGCCUGACUGCUCGGGACAGCAGCAUCACAGCCCAGUGGCAGCCUUUCUGCUGAAUUUGAACACCUGCCGACUAAUCAAGGCCCCUUUAGAAGAUUACUAGACUGACUUUUUUCGUAGCCUUCCACCUCAUUUACGGAGGAAGACCUUGGGAGAGUCACUCUAGGUGUGUUUGAGCAUCUCCGAUGUGGAAGUGAGCCUGGAAUUACAAAGGCUGGGGAACGAGUUCGGUUCUGACCAGACUUGGAGCAGAGCAUCCUGUCACUGGAGCAUCCCUGGAGCUCCACACAAACAUAAUCUCAGAUCCCAGCUGAUAGUUCCUGCUAAUUUGACUUACAGCACUGCCUAAGUAAGCCCUUGUUUGAGGAAUUUCAGAGUAGAGCUCAAGAUUUGUGCUGAACUUGGGAAGAGACACUUAGAGCUGUUCUCUUGCUCCUUCCUCUGAGUGAGAAGAAUGACUGAUAGGAGCAAUUUGAGACCAAAAUCCAAGACUGUGGCCAUUUUUCUUCAAUCUCUCCUACUUCCAAUGUUUUCAAAAGUGUAGAUUUGCAAUCCAUGCACUUCUGCCUCCCUUUCCUCACACUCUGUGCUCGUUCUCAAGAUGCUCUUCUUUUUGGGGAGGUCUUGCUGGGUUCAUUUUAACCUGGUUCAUUUUCACCAUCAGGCUCGUCAUGAAGGUACAUGAAAGCUUGGACCAGGUGACCUAGCAGGUACAGCUGGGUUGGAAGGAAGUGCUUGGAACCAAAUGCUGCUUAAAAUGACUUUGCUGCUAGAAAUGCCUGUGUAACAUGAGCAGAGGCAGGAGAAGGUCCUGCACUCCUUUUUUCUGCCAGAAUUACUCGUUGCAAGCAGGCUGGCAGCCUGUCUCUGCUGGGGUAAAAAUGAUGCUGCCUUCCAGAAAUAAGUGGAUACUUAAAAUGAGUUUGGGCCCUGGAAUACAGGGAAUUCCAGGCAUCUGGUGCUGCCACUGUUGUUUCUUACCUUCUUGAGUUAAAAGGGUAAGAACCUGGUCUGUACACUGACAAGUUCCCAUGGUGGUUUCCACACCAGCAGGGUAAUGUCCCAGAGCUUUCCCUGGUUCUGCUGCUGUUGGGUACCAUCUCAGUGCAGCAGUGGCAUAACAGGCCCAUGAGGCUGAUGUGGCUUUUGAUAACAUCAGCAGUGUUAUAGAGUGUAUUAAUGUGACACACACCCAGGGGUACUGAUGCUUAUAUUGCUCAAAAAGGUUUAGUCCAUCUAGUGGUA
Messenger RNA from Colius striatus (speckled mousebird), 2736 nucleotides. RefSeq names its product cholesterol 24-hydroxylase. The record is from RefSeq and is a predicted model, not a curated record. Bases 4 to 1500 code for a protein of 498 amino acids. NCBI's taxonomy places the organism in Eukaryota, Metazoa, Chordata, Aves, Coliiformes, Coliidae. The transcript has 15 exons. Gene Ontology annotation, biological process: cholesterol catabolic process. Gene Ontology annotation, molecular function: heme binding; iron ion binding; cholesterol 24-hydroxylase activity.